GGAGGAGGAGGAGGAGAAGAAGGAGGAGGAGGUGGGACUCGGCGGGAGGAUGGGCUUACUCUCAAUUUUGCGCAAAUUGAAAAGUGCACCAGACCAGGAGGUGAGACUCCUUCUCCUGGGCUUGGAUAAUGCUGGUAAGACUACUCUUCUGAAGCAACUUGCAUCUGAAGACAUCAGCCACAUCACACCUACACAGGGGUUUAACAUCAAAAGUGUACAGUCACAAGGUUUUAAACUGAAUGUAUGGGACAUUGGUGGACAGAGGAAAAUCAGACCAUACUGGAGGAAUUAUUUUGAAAACACUGACAUUCUUAUAUAUGUUAUUGACAGUGCAGACAGAAAAAGAUUUGAAGAGACGGGUCAGGAACUAGCUGAAUUACUGGAGGAAGAAAAGCUAAGUUGUGUGCCAGUGCUCAUCUUUGCUAAUAAGCAGGAUUUGCUCACGGCAGCCCCUGCCUCUGAAAUUGCAGAAGGACUGAACCUGCAUACCAUCCGUGACCGAGUCUGGCAGAUCCAGUCUUGCUCAGCUCUCACAGGAGAGGGCAUUCAGCCCCAUCCCCGGCCCCCUGUGGCCAUGACCAGAAGACAGAAUUUGAAGAAAGGGGAUACUGGGUUUCCCAUCCGCCCAUCCCCAGUGAGUCUUGGUAAGACUUGCUCUGUGUACGACUGCAUCUGAAUGUCGUCGGGGGAAGUGGGGAGGGGGAGGGCUGGGGCGCCAGAGGGCCCCGGGGCCCCAGGAUGUGUGCUCAAACCAGUGGUGGGAAAAACUCCUUCCCUCCUCUCCUGCCGACCUGCCCUGCGCUGACUCCUUCUGGCUGGAUCCCCGCGCCCAGUGCAGCACACCCUUUCCCCUUCACUCUCCCGCGGUUACUAUGGAAACAAGGGUGUCAUUGAUGUGGGCUGAGCUGGGGAACAUGUCGGCGCACAGCUGAAAGUCAGCGAUUGUGCCGGCGGGUGGAAACGUGCGGUGGUGAAAGAAGUCCACAGCUCCUGAAACUGCUGUAAGGACACAGUGCUGCCCCCUCUCUCCCUCCAUCUCCACUUCUCUCUCUCCUGGCUUUUGACAAAUUUCUUUAUUCCCCUCUGGGCUAAAAGCAGUGGCUAUUUUUGUGCCACUCUGUGCCCCACCCGUACUGUCGGUUGCUACUAAUCCGGCCUGACCUGGAGGGUGACACCAUGUCACCCUCACCAGGACUCGUCCCUUGAUUCCCAUCAGAGUUUGCUUUGAUUUCUCUUUCCUUCUCCGAGGCUAGUUCUUACUUCCUUUUAUUUUUAGCUCUGCACUUCAUGUGGUUUCAGGGUUCAGUCUGAUCCAUCGAAAGGCUCUUUUUUUUAUAGUCCCUUUUG
Molecule: messenger RNA, 1347 nt
Organism: Rhinolophus ferrumequinum (greater horseshoe bat)
Lineage: Eukaryota; Metazoa; Chordata; Mammalia; Chiroptera; Rhinolophidae
Gene: ARL3
Product: ADP ribosylation factor like GTPase 3
Exons: 6
Coding region: 50-676 (208 amino acids)
Biological process (GO): cilium assembly
Cellular component (GO): microtubule cytoskeleton; cytoplasm
Molecular function (GO): GTPase activity; GTP binding
Source: RefSeq, a predicted model, not a curated record